Argiope bruennichi is the source of this 1994-nucleotide messenger RNA. RefSeq lists its product as uncharacterized. Gene Ontology annotation, biological process: signal transduction. The transcript has 13 exons. The record is from RefSeq and is a predicted model, not a curated record. NCBI's taxonomy places the organism in Eukaryota, Metazoa, Arthropoda, Arachnida, Araneae, Araneidae. Bases 123 to 1436 code for a protein of 437 amino acids. Gene Ontology annotation, cellular component: cytoplasm.
UCUAAGCACAGAAUCCUGUCUGAAGAGCUCGAUUUCACUUGACCCCUGCGAAGUCUUCAGAAGCAGCCUAAAGAUCAAAGUAUUUUGGCAGAAUCUUUUGAAGAGUCCCAACGUCGAAGAUCAUGGCCGAAGCUGAUGAGACGUGUGCUGUCACGCAUACUGAUGAGAAGUUGUAUGAACUUGAUACUCCGAGGAGUGGAAAAAUAAAGGUCCAUGUUCAGGGAGAUCUGGAUAACGCUGAGAAAAAAGCUGUUUUUCUCACUGUGCAUGAUAUUGGCAAUAACCAUUCCAACUUCUGGACCUUUGUGACUCAUCCAUCAAUGACUGAGAUCAAACAAAGAUCAGUCUUUCUCCAUGUUGAUAUACCAGGCCAAGACGACCAUGCUGAUGAUCUACCAGCUGAUUUCGUGUAUCCGACUAUCCAAACUCUUGGAGAGGAUCUUGUAUCCAUUCUGGACCAACUUAAAGUCAAGCUGGUUGUUGGAUUUGGUGAGGGAGCAGGUGCCAACAUCCUUGUCCGCUUCACUUUGGCUCAUGCUGAUCGAGUGCUCGGUCUUAUCUUGAUCCACUGCGUCGCAACUGCUGUAGGAAUGAUGGAGUACUUCAAGGACAGGUACAUGAACUGGAAGCUGACCAGGGAUGGCGUUGAUCAAACCACCGAGCAGUUCUUGGUUAUGCACAAAUUUGGAGCGCAACUGGACAACGUUGAGAACAAGGAUGCUCUUAUUCAGGAGUACACGGAGAAGCUGAAGAGACGUAUAAACCCGAGGAAUCUGCGUCGUUAUGUGGAAGCAUACAUGAACCGCAAGGAUAUCAUGUCACUCGUUGAAAGUCAACUGAGAAGCAUGGAUGUGCUGCUGGUGUCAGGAAGUAAAGCGACGCAUGCUCAGUCAGUUUUGCAUAUGUACAUGAAAAUGGAUAAGCAAAAGACUUCUUUCUUAAAAGUUGACCAAGUUGGAGAUGUUUUGGCUGAAGCUCCUGAAAAGCUUGCCCAAAGCUUGCAUCUCUUUGUGAAAGGUCUUGGAUUCCUCACUUCAGUGACACUUCCUGGAGUGGAACGUCAAAAGACCCAUCAGGGUGGAGGUAUUGCUCACAAAAGCCUCGGCGCCGUCGGACGUAGGCGCACUCUCUCCAUGGAAGACUACGACUCGCCAAGACAAAGAGGAACAUCCCCUAAGGCUAAAGCCCAAAACGCAGAAAAGUCGAAAGAGCGUGCUGCGGAGAAGCCGAAAGAGCGCGCUGCAGAGAAGCCGAAAGAGCGCGCUGCAGAGAAGCCGAAAGAGCGCGCUGCAGAGAAGCAGAAAGAGCGCGCUACGGAGAAGCCAAAAGAGUGCGCUGAGGAAAAGCCGAAAGACGAAAACUCGGAGAAGCCUAAAGACGAAAACUCGGAAAAGUCAAAAGGCCAAAACUCGGAAAAUCCAGAAAACAAAAAGUAAUUUUGCUUUGUGGAAUGUGAAGUUGGAUUUUCUUUGCUCUCCUUGUUUGUAAAUUCCUUUCAUGGUGCAUUUUAUUCUUUUUGGACUUUUAUGCCAGUUGAUAGACUCAACCGGGCGCAAUCUUUCCAAAACUGCUCAUUUUUUUGGUGACCAAUUUUUUGCAUGGCCCAACAGUUUUGUGAAUUAGCUAUAUUCGUCUCAAUAUAGAACUGUGUGUUAUGCGUCUUAACUUUUUUAAACGUAUUGUGAUCUUAUUUCUUGAAAGACUAAAUUUCUAAGUUUUUUAAACAGUUAUUUUUUGAUAAUUGUUUUCAGACCAUUAAUGCAAAAGGAAUAUUUUUCAGCUUAAACGUAUGUUAGUCAAGACAUAAAAUUUAUAUGCAAACAUUUUUUUUAAUUCGCUUAAAUAAAAUCAUAGUCCUUAUGCUAUCUAAGGGAUUCAAAAAUAAUAUGCAUAAAUUUAAUUUGCUAACAAAAAUGAGCAUUUUAAAAUUUUUAUAAUAUAUUGCUAAAAGUUCAAAGAGAUUCUUAUAUUAUAUUUAGAUUCAUUCUAUAAUG